GCCGACCACAAGACUCGACGAAUCGACAACAAUGGGCAUCAAGGAAUUCCAAGUCGUUGGCCGCCACUUGCCUACCGAGCAUGAGCCCACCCCCAAAAUCUACAGGAUGCGAAUCUUCGCUCCUAACGAGGUCGUCGCCAAGUCCCGCUACUGGUACUUCAUGAGGCAAUUGAAGAAGGUCAAGAAGGCCUCUGGUGAAAUUCUCGCCGUCACCCCCAUCCUCGAGAAGCGACCCCUCCAGGUCAAGAACUUUGGCAUCUGGUUGCGAUAUGAUUCGCGAUCUGGAACCCACAACAUGUACAAGGAGUUCCGUGACCUCUCCCGUGCUGGUGCCGUCAAGGCCCUCUACCAGGACAUGUCUGCCAGGCACCGUGCCCGCUUCAGGUCCAUCCACAUCAUCCGUGUCGUUGAGAUCAAGAAGGCCGAGGACGUUCGCCGCCCCUACGUCAAGCAGCUCUUGCAGCCCGGCCUCAAGUUCCCUCUUCCUCACCGUGUGCCCAAGGUCCGCUCGACCUUUGUCGCCAAGAGGCCUUCUACCUUCUAAGCGGGUGGUGGUGUCUUUCAAAAUUGGGGGUACUUGUACGUCUAUGCUUUUUGUACAUAUGCACAUGUCGAGUUAUGAUAUGCCACGACUGGAAUACUUGAACAAGACUGCGUCG
This is a messenger RNA of Coprinopsis cinerea okayama7#130, 659 nucleotides long. RefSeq names its product 60S ribosomal protein L20. Gene Ontology annotation, biological process: translation. The transcript is spliced from 5 exons. NCBI's taxonomy places the organism in Eukaryota, Fungi, Basidiomycota, Agaricomycetes, Agaricales, Psathyrellaceae. Gene Ontology annotation, cellular component: ribosome; cytosolic large ribosomal subunit. The record is from RefSeq and is a predicted model, not a curated record. The coding region runs from base 32 to 544 and encodes 170 amino acids. Gene Ontology annotation, molecular function: structural constituent of ribosome.